Messenger RNA from Micropterus dolomieu (smallmouth bass), 4123 nucleotides. It is a transcript of the gene desmb, whose product is annotated as desmin b. The coding region runs from base 133 to 1554 and encodes 473 amino acids. The record is from RefSeq and is a predicted model, not a curated record. Gene Ontology annotation, cellular component: sarcolemma; intermediate filament; Z disc. Gene Ontology annotation, biological process: skeletal muscle organ development. Lineage: Eukaryota; Metazoa; Chordata; Actinopteri; Centrarchiformes; Centrarchidae. The transcript has 9 exons.
CAGGGAGGGCAGUUCACAGUGAGGAGGUGGUGAAAGACGAGGGAGGGGGUAACUACAAAUAGCCAGGGCCAGUAGGUUCUUCUUCAGUGCUCCACUCUGCUGCAGCCCUCACCAGGUUCUUUGUCCUCCAACAUGGCCUCCUACGGUUCCUCCGCCCAAACCUCCUCCUCCUCCUCCUACCGCCGCCACUUUGGCCAGGGCGCCUACGCCUCGCCCUCCCUCAACCGCUCGCUGCUGGGCCACAGCGGUGGCAGCGGGGGCCACGUCUCCUCCAGGGUCUAUGAGGUGACCCGGUCCAGCUCGACGCCUGUCUACCGGCUGUCUUCCAGCUACUACGGCAAGCCUGUGGCGACCUCCCGGGCCUCCGUCGGGCGCUCCUACGCCGGCAUGGGCGAGACUCUGGACUUCAGCCUGGCCGACGCUCUCAACCAGGAGUUCCUGACCACGCGGACCAACGAGAAGGUCGAGCUGCAGCACCUGAACGACCGCUUCGCCAGCUACAUCGAGAAGGUCCGCUUCCUGGAGCAGCAGAACCAGGUGCUGGCGGUGGAGGUGGAGCGCCUUCGAGGGCGCGAGCCAACGCGCAUCGCAGACCUGUACGAGGAGGAGAUGAGCGAGCUGAGGAGGCAGGUGGAGAUCCUGACCAAUCAGAGGUCACGCAUAGAGGUGGAGCGAGACAACCUGAUCGACGACGUGGACAAGCUCAAACUCAGACUCCAGGAAGAGAUUCUCCAAAAAGAGGACGCAGAAAACAACCUGGCUGCUUUCAGGGCGGAUGUGGACGCUGCCACGCUGGCUCGUCUGGACCUGGAGAGACGCAUCGAGACGCUGCAGGAGGAGAUCGCCUUCCUGAAGAAGAUCCACGAAGAGGAGAUCCGCGAGCUGCAGACGCAGAUGCAGGAGACCCAGGUGCAGAUCCAGAUGGACAUGUCCAAGCCGGACCUGACGGCGGCGCUGAGGGACAUCAGGGCCCAAUACGAGGGCAUCGCCGCCAAGAACAUCUCAGAGGCCGAGGACUGGUACAAGUCAAAGGUGUCCGACCUGAACCAGGCAGUGAGUAAGAACAACGAGGCGCUGAAGCAGGCCCGGCAGGAGACCAUGGAGUUCAGACACCAGAUCCAGUCCUACACCUGCGAGAUCGACUCGCUCAAAGGCAACAACGAGUCCUUGAUGAGGCAGAUGAGAGACAUGGAGGACCGCCAUGGACGCGAGGCCAGCGGCUUCCAGGACACCAUCGCCCGGCUGGAGGCCGAGAUCGCCAACAUGAAGGACGAGAUGGCGCGCCACCUCCGCGAGUACCAGGACCUGCUCAACGUUAAGAUGGCGCUGGACGUGGAGAUCGCCACCUACAGGAAGCUGCUGGAAGGGGAGGAGAGCAGGAUUACCUUGCCUGUGCAGAGCUACUCCACCCUGAGCUUCCGAGAGACCAGCCCGGAACACCAGCAGCGCUCCUCCGAGAUGCACUCAAAGAAAACCGUCCUCAUCAAGACCAUCGAAACCCGCGACGGAGAGGUUGUCAGCGAGUCGACGCAGCACCAGCAAGACAUCAUGUAACCAUGCGCAGAGGAAAAGAAGAAACACAAAACACUCUGUCCUUUCCUUGAGUGUAGGACAGAUGACUUAGUCAGAAAAGGUGUGCGAAUAAAACAAAGUAAAAAGACCUUAUAAACUCAUGAUUAUGGCCUGUAAUGUUUUUGUUUUAAAGUUACUGUUGUAUGUGAAUUUAAAGCAGAGUGGUGGUAUCAUUAACUGUAUCAGGGUUUAUUUAUCUCUGCUUAGCGCUGUGUUUUACGAUGUAUGUAGGUGGUUAUAGAUGCACAAGUGUUGUAGGUCUCGGCCUCCUGUCGCAAUCGACCACAUUUCUAUGCAGUCCCAAACAGAGGGUGCAUCCCAAUUCUCUUAAUUUGCAUCCACGUAUCCCUCAUUUUUCCUUGUCCCGCUGACCGGGGAUGCACCGAGAGAAACCAUGCAAGACAGAGAGGAAAAGAUAAAUAAGAGACUUGAGAGUCACCUAUACAGAACUAGGGAUUUUAUUUCAAGACCAGUCAAGACCACAACUGUGGGGAUGUCACUAAAUUACCUGUGCAUUGUCUGAUUUAUUUGUUAACAUCCUAAAUUUGAUUGGAUGUAAAACUUUAUUUAGCAACCUGUGUAUAUACUGUAUGUUUCAGAACACUAGUUUUAGUUGCUUGCAAGCUAUUUGCCACCUAGCUAGGUGCACCAGUUACCUGAUGUAGUUAACAUAUUGAGGCAAGUAGCUAAUGCAGUGGUAACUUUGUGAGAGACCGAGACAGGCCACAUUAAGUUAUGUAGCUAAUGUGCGAGCUGAGUUACAUCAUCCUUAUAUGUCGGCUGCGUACAGCUCCCGACAUUAAAGCUAGACGCCAUGGUACUGCUUCCUCACCUGGGUGAGAGAGCAGUCCUACAGAUGUGGCAGCAGAAGAGUGGAGAAUAAAGAUGAAAAAUGUACAUAUUAAAUAGGUUGCUCUGUACGGGCAUAGGCACGUUACUUUAAGAGUGCUAAAUAUAAUACGAAGGAUCAAAUAUGAGUCAAACAAGACAGGAGUCAAACAGAAAACCUAAUGCAUGUUAGGUGGAUGGUAAAACAUGGGAAAGGAGCGCAGAAUAAAGAUGGUGAAGUUCAUUUCAGCUCUUAAGUCUUUGUAUUUGGGUGUUUUUAUGGGAAUGUGGAUCUUUCAGAUUUGGGAAUCGCCUAUGAUUAUUUUCCACAUUUUAUAGUGUGUCAUGUAGUGUGAGCCACUGGUCUUGGUCUUGACUUAGUCUCAACCCCUCAAAGUCAGGGUCUCAAUACACUCUGGUCAUGGUCUUGUCUUGGUAUAAGCCCCCAAAGUCUUGUUCUUGUCUUGGUCUCUGUACAAUCUGAUUUUGGUCUUCAUACAUUCUAAACUUGGUCUUGACUUAGUCUCAACCCCUCAAAGUCUGGGUCUCAUCUUGGUCUCACCCUGCCUUGGUCUCAGUCCCUUCAAAGUCUUUACUUGUCUUUGCCUUGAUACGCUCUGGUCUUGGUCUUGACUUGGUUUCAACCCCUCAAAGUCUUGAUCUUUCUUGGUCUCGAUCUCUUCUUGGUCUCGCCCUCCCUUGGUCUCAGUCCCUUCAAAGUCUUUACUUGUCUUUGCCUUGAUACGCUCUGGUCUUGGUCUUGACUUGGUUUCAACCCCUCAAAGUCUUGAUCUCGCCCUCCCUUGGUCUCAGUCCCUUCAAAGUCUUUACUUGUCUUUGUCUUGAUACGCUCUGGUCUUGGUCUUGACUUGGUCUCAACCCCUCAAAGUCUCGGUCUGGUUUCUGUCUCGAUAAACUCUUGGUCAGGACUUGAUCUUGGUUGCGGGCCAUGACUACAACACUAAUGCACAAGCUACCCUGCAAAAAAAUCUCCAUGUCAUUUUUGUGUUUAAUUAUCCUUAUUUUUACAUUCUCAAUAGAAAUCAACAUGUUUCAAUCAUUUUCUGACGCAUAUGCAUCUUGAAAUAAGUAGGAACAAGGUGGGUUGCUUCAGUAGAGUAUAGGAAGGAUGACUAAUUAAGAAUUUUUCUGCCACAAUAUUGCCACAGUAUUCAAAUAACAACAUUAAAAACAAGCACAAGCAACAUUCAAAAGGCAAAAAAAGCAUUUCAGAUGGUCUCCUAAAUAAUAUAUUCUUAUACUGUGGACACCUUCUGCUCUGUAAUUUAAAUUAAAUGUCACAGAAAAUUGUUUCCGAACAACUGAACCACUCCUCUGCUUUUGCAUCUCAUUUAUUUUUAUCGAUAACGCAGUAAUGUAGAUUUUUCUUCUGUUUUUUUUCCUCCAUACACAGUAGGUCAGAGUCAUUGUUUUGUCCAAUUAGGAGCGCUAACAAGAAUCAGGUGAACUGUAUGUGCAUGUGGUUGUGCUUAUCAUCAAAGGGACGCAAAAAGGACAGAUAAAAAAAGAGAAGAUGGAGGAGGAGAUUAAAAUGUGUCUGGAGAUGAAGCGAGAGAUAGGCGGAAAGAGGUUGUGCGAGGUAGAAAAUACAAGAACGACGGAGAGAGAGAGGGAGAGAAAGAGGAGGGGGGUCUGUUUUCAGGAACGAUAAUCCCUUGUGACUUUCAAAUAUUAUUUGCUAAUAAAAGUAAAGUGGAUUUCA